AAGGGCAGUUUAACAGAGGGCGGUACUUUUCUGUAUGAGACUCGGACGUGAACACUGUUGGUGCUCAGCUGUGACAGCAGCUUUGUUUCAGCUUUGAAUCUGCCAGGAGCUCCCCUCAUCUGAUUCGCCUGACUUUCAAUCCCUCACAGCUCCCAGAUAGAGAUACGUACCCUGCCUGGAUUACACAUUGGAUUAAAACCAGACUUUAAAGGAGGAGAUUGCGUGAGUCAGAUUUCCCAGGGCUUCCGGAUGAUGGACUGGGAUUGGUGGGUCGCCCUGCGUGAUCCCAGAGACAUCUGGACAAAACAUCCUACACUAAUCCUCAAUGAGAUUGUCUUCUAUGUCCUGGCCCUCUUGAGUCUGAAGCAUGCGGUCCGAAACGGAGGAAGGUGGAAGUAUUUAUGGCUGGCGACUGUCAUUCAUGGUCUGAUGACAGAGGCUGUUUCCUACUUUGUACCUGAUGUGGAUAACUUCUGGCAUGCGCAGAGUUCAGUGAUGCUUCUUGGUAAACGUCUGCCACUCCACAUUAUCGUUCUCUAUCCCAUUAUUAUCUACCAGAGUUAUGCUGCUGUCAGCUGUCUUGGGUUACCAUGGUGGGCGGAACCAUUUGCUGUCGGACUUGGUGAUCUACUGAUUGAUCUUCCAUAUGACAUCAUGGGCAUCAAACUACUUUGGUGGACUUGGCAUGACACGGAUCCCAAUAUUUAUGACAGACACUAUUGGGUACCCUGGACUUCAUAUAUCUUCCACAUGUCAUUCGCUUGUUGCUUUGCAUUCCUUAUAGACCUUGGCAGAAAAGCAAUUACUGGGAAUGCCUCCAAAGCUGUUUCCUCUGGGAUUGUCAAAGAAAUGGCAGUGGCCUUGCUGGCUGGAAUCUUCACGUUUCCAUUGGCUGUUCUGACUCAGUUUCUGCCUUUAUAUCAUGUUCCGCAUGACAUUUACAAAAUACACACAGAGAACAUCGUGAUGGUGCAGUUGGCUAUCUACGCUUUCAUUGUGUGGACCGCGGAUCGGAGUAGGCCACAGGAUGAGGCGAGCAGGGUCUAUGGUGUGUCCUGGUUGCACCAUGAAGCAGGGCAGGGGAUCCUUCUCAACUCCCUCUUCUUCCUGCUCUUGGUCACCACGGCCAAACCGGAACAGCAGGUCUCUGUCGGAGUUCACCAGACCCUGGGUCCCUGCAAUGUUUCCGAAACCCUGACCUCAGUGCUGGGCCAGACCCUGUAUAGGCAUACAUAUCUCUGUGCUGGUGACUACGACGAGGGCGUGUUUGACUGGCACUGCCUGCCAGGGGCUGUGCCCCCACCAGAUGGCGCAGAAUGGUAUCCCAUUUGCGGCACCCCGUUCCAUCUCCGUGCUGAAUACAUCUACACAGUGGCUGCCUUCUGCCUGCUUGGCAUUGCCUUUUACUGGACCAUACUCAGAGGGUGGGCACAAUCUGCCAGGAAGGCAAAAUAUGAAUAAUGGCCACACAGGAGAUCAGCAAAGCAUCUGAGAUAGUACAGGGUUGCACCUGGAGCGGGAGGGAGGGAGAAUAUGCUUCACUUGGACAACCAAUAUCAUGUAUAUCAUAGAAUACCUACAGUGUAGUUGCAGGCCAUUUGGCCCAUUGAUUCUGCCCCAAUCCUCAGCAGAACAUCUCACCUUAUCCCGGCAUUUCCUGUGGCUAAUCCACCUAGCCUGCACAUCCCUGGACACUAUGGGGCAGUUUAGCAUGGUCAAUCCACCCAACCCGCACAUCAUUGGGCUGUGGGAGGAAACCCAAGCAGACACAGGGAGAAUGUGCAAACUCCACACAGACAGUCGCUUGAGGCUGGAAUCAAACCCAGGCCCCUGGCGCUAUGAGGCGACAGUGCUAACCACUGAGCCACCGUGGCACCCUCAUUUUGCUCCAAGGAGAUUUAAUUUCAUAUCUCUGUGAGCAGCUCGACUGACUGUCUAGAAAUGAUGGUAAACACGACCAUUUAGUUGUGGACACAGACAUUAGUCCUACCCGUGUGAACUAGCCGUGUGAUUAUAAUAUUGCCAACCUGUGCAGGCCUUUCUGCCCUCAGUAUUGAGCUGGGCUCACUUGCCCAGGAUCCAUGCCCGUGACACAUGUCCACUCUCUCUACCAUCUGCAGGAUUGGGAUGAGGGUCCCUCCAAUAAUGUAGGGUGGCGGGGCCCCUGGAUCAAUGCCACACAGGAUACAUCUGAACCAUGGAGCUUAUGUCAUUUCCUGGGUUGUCCUUAAAAACAGUUUCUAAUUAGUCUCAUGUCUUCCCUUUUCUCAUAAGUGCUCCAUUGGAGAUUUAAUUCCUUUUGCAAGCUAUUAUUGAAUCUGCUUCUACCAGCCUUUCAGGCACUGUAUUCCAGAUGGUAACAGCUCACCGAGUAAUUUAAUGAAAUCUCAUCCCUCCCUUCUUUACUUGGCCAUU
Molecule: messenger RNA, 2415 nt
Organism: Chiloscyllium plagiosum (whitespotted bambooshark)
Lineage: Eukaryota; Metazoa; Chordata; Chondrichthyes; Orectolobiformes; Hemiscylliidae
Source: RefSeq, a predicted model, not a curated record